Messenger RNA from Trichoderma asperellum CBS 433.97, 1830 nucleotides. RefSeq lists its product as uncharacterized. Lineage: Eukaryota; Fungi; Ascomycota; Sordariomycetes; Hypocreales; Hypocreaceae. Gene Ontology annotation, molecular function: metallocarboxypeptidase activity; zinc ion binding. The record is from RefSeq and is a predicted model, not a curated record. Gene Ontology annotation, biological process: proteolysis.
CACAGCAAUUUGCUCGAUAUCCAUUUCAUUUCAUUGACCCCGCUGAGCCGAGUCGCUCGCUUCAAACCGAGAUGAAGGCGACGGUCGCUGCCGUGGUGGCCUCGUUGGCGCUGCUCGGCCCAGCCCACGGCGCGGGCAUCUCGUCAGCAUCAUCGCGAAUACCCUCGACCAGCAGCCACAACACCAACACGGCCGUCUUCCCUUUCCUCACGAAGCUCCGCGAUAGUGCCAUUGAGUUCAUCUUCGGCCGCCAUCCUUCCAAGGCCGCCCAGCCUUCUGCUCCCAGCUACUCACAUUCUCGAUACGUCAAUGAGCUGGUCUUGCGAUUCAAUGUGUCGACUGCCGUCGAGGAGGCGGCUCUCGCGGAGGCGGCUUCUCGUCUCUUCCUGGAUGUAUGGGCCUUUACCGAUCAGUUUGUCGACAUUCGACUCCAUGCCGACGAAGUCGCCCCGCUGCUCAGUCUCCUGCCUCGAUCUCUCCAUCUAUCGCAGUCGACGCUGAUCCCCGAUCUGGCUACCGCAGUCUAUCAGUCUACGCCUUCAUCAAAAGACACCACCAUGGCUUCGGACAGAAUGAUGAUGGGGGCACUGUCAGCGCCACUGAGAGCUGCCGAUAACCUCUUCUUCCAGGACUACCAACCGCUGCCCGUCAUCGUCCGGUGGAUGCGCCUCUUGGAAGCCAUGUUCCCGUCGUAUGUCAAGUACAUCACGAUCGGAAGGUCGUUUGAAGGACGAGAGAUACCGGCACUCCGCGUGGGAGUACCGCAGCUUGCCGACCCUAGCAAGCCACGAAAGAUGAUUGUCGUCACAGGCGGGCUCCACGCCCGCGAGUGGAUUUCAACCAGCACUGUCAACUAUGUGGCGUGGUCGUUUAUAACCUCGUUUGGCAAAGAGCCAAUGAUUACCAAGCUCCUCAACCACUUUGACAUUGUCUUCAUUCCGGCGGUUAAUCCUGACGGUGUUGAAUACAGCUGGCAAGUCGACCGUCUGUGGCGCAAAAGCCGGCAGCAAACCAACCUGCGAUUCUGUCGAGGCAUGGACUUGGACCACACUUUUAGCUUUGGCUGGGAUAGUGCCGAGGCUCGAAGCGACCCAUGCUCGGAGAGCUACGGCGGAGACAAGCCCUUCCAGGCUGUGGAAGCCGCUGAGCUCGCAAACUGGGCUGUGAACCAGACGGAGAAUAACGUCAAGUUUGUGGGUUUGCUAGAUCUCCAUUCAUACUCGCAACAGGUCCUCUUCCCAUAUUCGUAUACUUGCGACACCGAGCCGCCCAACCUAGAAAACUUGGAGGAGCUUGCCAUGGGAAUUGCCAAGGCAAUUCGUCUCUCGAAUGGAGAAUCAUACUCAGUCACCUCUGCCUGCGAGGGCGCCGUGGCUUCCAAAGACGCCAAAGGUCGUGAUCCCGUCUGGUCGCGUAUCGAAUCAGGCGGCGGGUCUGCCAUCGAUUGGUUCUACCACGAGCUGGGCGCGCACUUUAGCUAUCAAAUCAAGCUUCGAGACACGGGGAGCUAUGGGUUCCUCCUCCCCAAGGAAUACAUCAUUCCCACAGGAGAAGAAGUAUUUGAUGCAAUGAAGUACUUUGGAGAUUAUCUUCUGGGGAACAAUGGCAUUGAGAAGACGAUAGGCAAUUACAUGGAAGAGGAGGAGGUGGAACUGGGCGUCGUGGAUGUGGAGUUUGACGACGGCCAGCAGGAGACGUUGCCGAUCCAGGAGCUGCGGCGACGCAGAUUACGAAGAUGAAAUUUUGAUGUAGCACUGCUGGAAUUGGCGUUUUUGUGUUUUUAUUGAUGUUGGUGUUUGUAAUUCUCUCUUCUUCCGCCCAUCAUGAUAU